This is a messenger RNA of Homarus americanus (American lobster), 2188 nucleotides long. RefSeq lists its product as uncharacterized. The transcript has 6 exons. The record is from RefSeq and is a predicted model, not a curated record. Lineage: Eukaryota; Metazoa; Arthropoda; Malacostraca; Decapoda; Nephropidae. Bases 215 to 1243 code for a protein of 342 amino acids.
CCUUGUAAGAGUGGAGUGUAGUCAGCCGAGCCGGUCUCAAAUAUCACAGACCCUCGCUAGAGAAUCCGAGAAGUAUUUAAAACGAACUCUUAUCAGUAGUGAAGGAACUAAGAACAUGAACUAGUGGCGAGUUAUCUGUUGUCUGCGGCUCACUCAAGGCGGCUUUUAACGAUACUUUUCAAGUUUUAAAACCUCGUGGGUUAAAGUAAAAAUAAUGAGUGUCUUGAGGUUCACGUUGUUACUGGUUGUGGCGCUACUGUCGGCCGUGACGUCACAACCCUUUAGCCACCCAGAGUCCUCGAGGCGCAGCGGCUUCGAAUGGAACUCCAGAAAGAUCGGGAACCGAAAAGUGGCGACAAUAUCCAUAAGAAGGGACGAGGAGCGUGACCGUCGCAGCGUCGCCUUGGCUGAUGACGACGAAGACGACGACCCUUUCAGCAGAAGCCUCCUUCCACAACACCACCACCGACACCAGCAAGCGGAGUCCACGGUGGGUGAAGGCGGCCAACACCACCACCAUCACCACAGCAAACAACAACAACACUCACACAGACACCAUCACGGCGACGACGAGGUGGAGCUGAUCGAGGGACUCUCCCCACAUCUCCGGGACCUCACCCUCGCCCGCAUUAGGAACCUGACGACUGCGAAACCGAAAGGAAACGCCAAGACCAAACGGGAGAGGAAGGGGAAUGAAGGAAGAGGGAGAAGAGGAGGAAGAGGAGGAAGAGGGAAAAAGAAGCAGGGAAAGAAGAAGCAACAAAAGAAGAGGAGGUCCUCCAAGAAGAACAAGAACAAGAAAAAAAAGAAGGGGCAAAAGGUAUGUCGUGGACUGAAGGACGCCGAGACGAAGAAGAAGUGUAAACAGGAGCUGAAGAAGUGCCGUAAGAUGCCACGUGCUGCCAAGAAAGAGUGCAAGGCGAGGGUGGACAGCAUGUACCGUGACAUGUUUAACUUUAUCCAGAGUAAGAUUAACAUGAGUGGGAACGAGGCCUGCCAGUACCAUCGUCUAGAGCAGUGUUGUCGCCAGGCUGACCUACCCCCCCAGGACCCUACCACCUUGAACCCGGUCGUCAAGUGCCACUUCAGGGAGAAAUUCCUGGAGUGUAUGCAGGACCAGAUGGCCGACACGUGUGACCCGACCUUCCACACCCAGGGCAACAUGACCGCCCUCAGGAACAGGAUUCGCCAGGUCGUGUGGUCAAACAGCAGCUGCCUAAUAUCUGAGGCCCUAGAGGGUUAGAGGGUUCACCACGAGGUCAUGCAAGGAUGGAGUGAAGUGGUCGGAUGGGCGUUAGGAGAAGAGUCUUGAGUUUCCUGAGAUGUCUGAGUGGUUGAUGCUACCCAGAAGAGUGAUCUGUGCUCAGUCUUGAGCUGGCUGGGGUCACUGACAGUCUUUAACGGUGUUGAUGAUGAGCACUCAGGAUAUUGUUACUUCUGCAAAGGAAUGCAAAAGCUGUUGAAGGGCAGAUGAAAGGCGGGUACUGAAGACAUUGUUCAAAAGGAAGUGGCCGAGAGGAAUCUCUUAAGGGCGUUACAAUCUGAGAGGAACUUCGUAAUCCAGGUGAACAGCCUCGGACCUUUACCCCAGCGGGCUACUGGAUGUCGAGAACUGCUUUAAGAUCAAUGAAGACUGUACAAGAAUUCUGAGUAAGGCGGCUCAGAGGACGAGUGGAGAUGAGUUCAAGAAGGCAAACCAAUACGAUCUUCCCCAUGACUUACACAGGUGAGAGAGAUAUGAAAGUAGUCCGAAUUGGGUUUUGAGGAAAGGUACACCAGUGUUUGCAGUCAGGACUGCUGGUAGACUACUUAUAGUUAAUGUUAUAGAAUCGGAGGUGUAGGUUACCAGGAACAUGAGUCAGAAGGCAGAGUGUGUGACGUACUGUAGGUAAUGUGACCAUCUCCGGGAGUUGUGGUUUUGUCCCUAUGAAGGAUAACCGGAGGCCUUCUGUCGUGAUGGGCAGGAUGGAAUUUUAUUGUUUGUAAGAAUGAACGUAAUAAAAAUCUGCCUUAUAAAUGAUUUUUUAUGAAUUGUGAAAAAAAAAAUGUACAUUAUAUUAUACUUGAAUCCAACAACUAGAUAUUUAUGUAAUAUUAUAAUAGUUACUCAUACAACGUCUUAAUUUUCUAUGAUAUCAGCCAUAGAAAGUUAUAUAUUAGGGAACACAAUAAUAAAUGGUACAAAGUC